AUGAAGGAGGCUGGUGGUGUGGGCUGUGUGAGGGUGGCUGCAAGUGGGGCGAGAUGGCUGGGCGAGGUUAGCUAUGGCGAGGUUGCUUGCGUGGCAUGGUGCUUAGAGGAGCUUGUGAAGAUUAUUGAAUGCAGAAAAAAUAACAGACAGAUAGUGGUUCUGGUUUUCUACUUGGUCGAUUCAUCUCAUGUUAGAAAUCAGACAGGAAGCUUUAGAGAUGCGUUUGCUAGACUUGUGAAAGAGAGAGCUUUGGCAAUGGACAAACUGCAGAGCCUCAGAGGCACUUCAAAGGAUGCAGCAAAUCUAUCAGGAUGGGGCUUAGGAAAGUUUGAGUAA
Messenger RNA from Dovyalis caffra, 336 nucleotides. NCBI's taxonomy places the organism in Eukaryota, Viridiplantae, Streptophyta, Magnoliopsida, Malpighiales, Salicaceae. The record is from the annotation of a GenBank genome assembly.